GGUGGUUUACCUUGAACUAAAUAUGCUCUUAUUAUUUUUCUCUUUUUAUUCUUUAUUUUGAGUAGGGUCCGGACGAAGGCUGAAGGGACCAGAGCCUGCCACGGUGGAUGAUUCAAUAUGUGAAGAGCCAUCUGAGUUUAUAGAGGGGGAGAGACCUCGCCCUCAAGGAUCCUCCCCUGUAGAUGAAUACCCUGAGACUGACAGAUACAAGGACAGUGAUAAACAGGGUGGAGGUGGGAGUGGCAAAAAAGGAAAGAGAGGUUUUGGGUCCCUGUUUGAAAAGCGUUCCCCUGCCAAGAUGAGUCAACUGGAGAGCCCAGAGUCAGGAGUGAUUGUGAAAAUGGCAAAAGAGACAUGUGCCGAGGGCCUCGUUGUAAGUGGAGGGAAGGAGGGAAUCUUCAUCAAGGAAGUGAGGCCAGAGUCACCAGCCUCAAAGCUUCUUAGUGUACAUGAGGGUGAUCAGAUACUCAGUGCCACUGUGUAUUUUGACAAUGUUACAUAUGAAGAUGCUCUACAGAUAUUGGAACAUGCCCAGCCUUACAAGAUGGAGUUACUUCUGAAACGCAAACCAAUAAAGACAUCCACCCUUGAGAGUGAACCAGCCCUUGAAAUCAUUCAAGUGGAAGAAGGUUCCUCUCCGGAAAUGAGGGGACAUUCAAAGACAAAACGGCAUGGUGACCGAAUCUCUUGGCCCAAGUUCCCCUCCUUCAGCAAAAGUCAAAAGUCCCAUUUUAAGAGGUCUCACAGUACUUCAGAGGCAGAUGAUAAGAGGAAGCUGGAGCUUAGCCCUACAACAAGUGACACAGAGUCGCCAAUAAAAUCUCAGGAGGCUGUCAAGGGCAAGACAAAAAAGCACAAGAUAAAGUUAUCAAGCAUGAAGAUGAAGGGCCGCAAGAGCAUGUCUGUUGAACAGCCGGACCAGGACACAGACAUACUAACUGUAGAACAUGUAGAGGGUAUGGAAAACCAACAGAGUCAAGAUGACAUACACUCACCGGAUGGUCUAGAGAGCGCAUCAGUAGAUACAUCUCAAGUAUAUGUGUUAGAAUCAGAAUCUGAAAAAAUGGAAUCCACCAAGAUAAGAAAUGAAUGCAUUCUUCCAGACCUGGCAGGCUCUGAAACUAAACAACACAAGGUAGAACUCAUUAGUCUGGACAAAACUUUGAAAACCACAGACAUAACAGUUGCUCUUGCUGAUCAAGAAAGUCCCUCAACCAAGAAAUCUCCAGAGGGAAAGAAAAAGAAGAAAGAGAAUAAAGAGAGGUCAGAACUAAAGUUUACAUUCAAGGGAAAUGAGAAAAAAGACAAACACAAGCAAAACAUACCAGUAAAAUUAUCACUAAAAAGCCUGAAGACACCAAGAGAAGAUAUGAUAACAUCUGAUCUGUCUGCACAUGACAAUACAUUGCUGAGCCCAACUGUAGUAUCACAUACUGAGCUGGAGGAGUGUCAACUCCCAAUUGAUAUCAACACUCAAGUAAUCAUCAAUGAGAGUUCAGGGAAAACCCUCCCCUCCACUGAUAUGGAAAUGAGCAUGCCAAAAGUAGACAUCUGCCUUGACAUGUCAGAUAUAGGACUUAUCAGGAAAUCCCCUCAGAUUGGACAAGAACAACACUUGAAAGAAACAUAUGUUAAAACUGAUGUGAAUGCACAGGAAAUUAGCAUACAUGCUAAGGUCAUCAGUAUUACAAUGGAACCUGACUCGCAGAUGGAAAUACAAGCUUCAAAGUUACCUACAGAGAGAAGCAUUGAUGAUGUUUUAGCACAAAUUGGUACAAGAUCUGCUCCCAAAUUCAAACUGCAGAGGGUGGACCCUGCUGACUUUGUUAUUGACAAACCCAUAAAAAUGACAGACGUGAAGAUUGUAGAAAUGGACGUGAAAGGCCUUACAGUUGAGGAUAAGGGGUUAAAGAUACUUCCAAGCCGUGAGGAUAUUGAGAUCCCAGGCAUAGAAGAUGCAUCGUUAACUAGCACCAAGGCCCCAGUGAUAAAACAGCCUAAAACAGCAUUCACUCUUCCUGUUGAAGAAAUCCAGGCGCAGACUGUACAGAUGGUUAUAGACGUUGAUAGAGUUAAAGAGGCUGUCUCCAAAUUGCCAGGGUUCAAGCUGCCGAAGGGUGACAUUGCAGGCCUGCCUGCUCAUCAACAAAUCACAAUGACAGACGUGAAUGCAGAAAGAGUAGAUGCCACCCUAUCUAAAAUCACAGACAUAAAGGCACAGUUGGACACGUAUGUCAAAAAGACUGACAUAAAUGCUUUACCAGAAAAGUUGAGCAGGAGCUCAGUUACCACAUUCAAAUUGCCAAAGACACACAUUUUUGAUCUAGGUGCUCAUGAACCUAUUACUAUGACAAAAAUAGACCAUACAAAAACAAAACAGGAAGCUGGAAAGACCAAUGAGGAUGAAAUCCAAAUUGAACUCCAUAAACGAGAGAACGUAGAGAAAGCUGGAAUGGAAACUAUACAACAAAAAGGAACUCCCAACAAAGUGGAAAAGGAAAAAGAGACUGGUGAAAUUCUGGAGCCUAAGUUUGCAGUACCAGUACCUGAGGGGCCAACCAUCACAUCUGAGGAGAGAAAUCGUAUACCUGCCACUUACACUAAAGGAUUAGAUAAGAAGUCAAAGAAAGCAAAUAUUUCAAUGCCUAGGUUUGGAAUAACACAAACGGAUAUUAGAUUCCCAGACAUUGGGAUUGGACUACCAAAAAGAGACCCCUCGGUGGAAAAGAAGGAUGAGGUCAAAGAUGAAAGCAAUGCAUUGCACCUUGAAAUGAAAAUGUCAGAGGCUGAAAUUAAACUCAGCAAAGUACCAGAUUCUGAAUAUUCCACUAUCAAAACUCAAACACCUACAAUACGAACUUUAAGCUCAGAAACAAUGCCAGAGGUACCUUCAUCUGACAUUAAAGGAGCAGUUAUGGGCAUUGAUGUCCAAUCAGUUGAUGUUGAAGUACCCUCCGUUGAAGUUGAAAUACCAGAAACAGUUUAUAAAGAUAUUGAUGUGAAAAUGAAAAAACGACAGAUGUCAUUCCCCAAAUUUGGAGUUAAAGCCCCAGAGAUUGAUGUUAGUGUGCUAAAACCAGACAUCUCUCUUCCCGAGGGAAACAUGGAGGUCAAAUUGCCUGAGGUGGAAAUUGAAGUUCCAGAGCUUCAAGUGGAAGUGAAAGAUACUGUAGAGUCCCCAUCAAGAUUUAAAAUCCCAACUUUAAAAUUCCCUAAAUUUGGAGCAGUUUCUCCAAUCGUCACAGUAGAGUUACCUGAUGGAACUGAAAGACCAGAACCCAAGCUGUCAAUAUCAGGAAAAGUACAUGCAGUUGACUUUGAAAAACAGAGUGAUUUAAAGAAAUCUAGUGUUAAGAUUCCAUCUAUAGAUGUGGAUGUGAAGACUAAAGGACUUGAACUGGAGGGACAAGGAAGCAAGUUUAAACUGCCAAAUCAGGGAAUUUCAUUACCAAAAGUAAAAUGUCCUGAGAUAGAUUUAGGUCUAUCGAAGAAAGACAUAGAUGUCACUUUACCAGAGACCAACGUGGAGAUCCAACCACCUGAUGUUGAACUCAAAGUGUCUUCUGGUGAAGUUGAAAUGCCUGAGCAAGCUGCUACAGAGAUUGAUGUGAAAGUGAAAAAGCCACGGAUUUCAUUUCCAGGGCUUGGAUUUUCAAAACCAGAAGUAUGUGAGGUUGAUGUCAGUCUUCCAAAGGUGGAUAUUUCUCUUCCAGAAGGAAAUGUGGGGGUCAAAAAGUCAGAGGUGGAAAUGACAGCUCCAGAGAUUCAAGUUGAAGUGAAACAUGAUAUUGAGCUUGAGGGACAAGGAAGUAAGUUCAAACUACCCAAAUUUGGAAUCUCAAUGCCAAAGGUAAAAGGUCCUGAGAUUGAUUUAAGUUUAUCAAAGAAAGUCAUAGAUGUCACUUUACCAGAGGACAAAGUGGAGGUCCAACCAUCUGAUGUUGAAAUCGAAGUGCCUUCUGGUCAAGUUCAAAUGCCAGAGGGAGCUGCUACAGAGAUUGAUGUGAAAAUGAAGAAGCCCCGAAUGUCAUUUGGAUGGUUUUCAAAACCAGAAGUGAAACCACCGGAGGUUGAUGUCAGUCUUCUAAAGGUGGGCAUUUCGCUUCCAGAAGGAAAGGUGGAAUUCAAAGAGCCAGAGGUGGAAUUUAAAGCUCCAGAGAGUCAAGUUGAAGUGAAACAUGAUAUUGAGCUUCAUGGACAAGGAAGUAUGUUCAAACUGCCAACAUCUGUAAUCUCAUUGCCGAAAGUUAAAGGUCCUGAAAUAGAUUUAAGUUGGUCAAAAACAGAUGUAGAUGUCGAACUACCUGAUGUUGAAGUCAAAGUGCCCUCCUUUGAUGUUGAAAUACCAGAAGUAGUUUCAAAAGACAUUGAUGUGAAAAUGAAAAAGACACAAAUGUCAUUCCCCGAAUUUGGAUUUACAGAAGUGAAAGCACCUGCGCUUGAUGUCAGUCUUCCAAAGGUAGACAUUUCUCUUCCAGAGGGAAAGGUGGAGGUCAAAGAGUCAGAGGUGGAAAUUAAAGCUCCAAAAAUUCAAGUUGAAAUGAAACAUGGUAUUGAGCUACAGGGACAAAGAAGUAAGUUCAAACUACCUAAAUUUGGAGUCUCAUUGCCGAAGGUUAAAAGUUCUGAAAUUGACUUAAGUGUGUCAAAAGCAGAUGUAGAUGUCGACUUACCAGAGAGAAGAGCAGCUCUCCAACUACCUGAUGUUGAAGUCGGAGUGUCCUCUGUUAAAGUUGAAAAACCAGAAGCCGUUUCUAAAGAUAUUGAUAUGAAAAUGAAAAUGCCCAGAAUGUCUUUCCCCAAAUUUGGAUUUUCAAAACCAGAAGUGAAAGCACCUGAGGUUGAUGUCAGUCUUCCAGAGGUGGAUAUUUCUCUUCCAGAGGAAAAGGUGGAGGUCAAAGAGCCUGAGAUUAAAAUUGAAGCUCCAGAGAUUCAAGUCGAGGUGAAAGAUACCAUAGGCUCCCCCACAAGAUUCAAAAUGCCAACUUUAAAAUUCCCUCAAUUUGGAGCAGCUGCUCCAAACAUCACAGUAGAGGUACCUGAUGUGGACAAGGACAUCAAGGUUCAUGGAUCUGAAAUUCCAGAGCCCAGGCUGAUAAUGUCAGCAAUUAACAUUGAAAAGCCAAGUGUUGAUCUUAAAGGCCCAUCUAUAGAUCUGGAUGUGAAGAGCAAAAGACUUGACAUUGUCACUUUACCAGAGGCCAGCGUAGAGGUCCAACCACCUACCACUGAACUCAAAGUGCCUUCUGGUAAAGGUGAAAUUCCUGAAGGAGUUGCUACAGAAAUUGAUGUAAAAAUGAAAAAGCCACGGAUGUCAUUUGGAUGGUUUUCAAAAUCAGAAGUGAAAGCACCGGAGGUUGAUGUCAGUCUUCCAAAGGGGGAUAUUUCUCUUCCAGAGGUAAAGGUGGAGGUCAAAGAGUCAGAGGUGGAAAUUAAAGCUCCAGAAAUUCAAGUUGAAAUGAAACAUGGAAUUGAGCUUGAGGGACAAGGAAGUAAGUUCAAACUACCUAAAUUUGGAAUCUCAUUGCCGAAGGUUAAAGGUCCUGAAUUUGACUUAAGUAUCUCAAAGACAGAUGUAGAUGUCAACUUACCAGAGAGAAGAGCAGACCAACUACCUGAUGUUGAAGUAGGAGUGCCCUCUGUUGAAGUUGAAAUACCAGAAGCAGUUUCUAAAGAUAUUGAUGUGAAAAUGAAAAAGCCCCGAAUGUCAUUCCCCAAAUUUGGAUUUUCAAAACCAGAAGUGAAAGUACCUGAGGUUGAUGUCAGUCUUCCAGAGGUGGAUAUAUCUCUUCCAGAAGAAAAGGUGGAGGUCAAAGAGCCUGAGGUGGAAAUUGAAGCUCCAGAGAUUCAAGUCGAGGUGAAAGAUACCGUAGGCUCCCCCUCAAGAUUCAAAAUGCCAACUUUAAAAUUCCCUCAAUUUGGAGCAGCUGCUCCAAACAUCACAGUAGAGGUACCUGAUGUGGACAAGGACAUCAAGGUUCAUGGAUCUGAAAUUCCAGAGCCCAGGCUAACAAUGUCAGCAAUUAACAUUGAAAAGCCAAGUGUUGACCUUAAAGGCCCAUCUAUAGACCUGGAUGUGAAGAGCAAAAGACUUGACAUUGUCACUUUACCAGAGGCCAGCGUAGAGGUCCAACUACCUAGCAUUGAACUCAAAGUGCCUUCUGGUAAAGGUGAAAUUCUUGAAGGAGUUGCUACAGAAAUUGAUGUAAAAAUGAAAAAGCCACGGAUGUCAUUUGGAUGGUUUUCAAAAUCAGAAGUGAAAGCACCGGAGGUUGAUGUCAGUCUUCCAAAGGGGGAUAUUUCUCUUCCAGAGGUAAAGGUGGAGGUCAAAGAGUCAGAGGUGGAAAUUAAAGCUCCAGAAAUUCAAGUUGAAAUGAAACAUGGAAUUGAGCUUGAGGGACAAGGAAGUAAGUUCAAACUACCUAAAUUUGGAAUCUCAUUGCCGAAGGUUAAAGGUCCUGAAUUUGACUUAAGUAUCUCAAAGACAGAUGUAGAUGUCAACUUACCAGAGAGAAGAGCAGACCAACUACCUGAUGUUGAAGUUGGAGUGUCCUCUGUUGAAGUUGAAAUACCAGAAGCAGUUUCUAAAGAUAUUGAUGUGAAAAUGAAAAAGCCCCGAAUGUCAUUCCCCAAAUUUGGAUUUUCAAAACCAGAAGUGAAAGUACCUGAGGUUGAUGUCAGUCUUCCAGAGGUGGAUAUAUCUCUUCCAGAAGAAAAGGUGGAGGUCAAAGAGCCUGAGGUGGAAAUUGAAGCUCCAGAGAUUCAAGUCGAGGUGAAAGAUACCGUAGGCUCCCCCUCAAGAUUCAAAAUGCCAACUUUAAAAUUCCCUCAAUUUGGAGCAGCUGCUCCAAACAUCACAGUAGAGGUACCUGAUGUGGACAAGGACAUCAAGGUUCAUGGAUCUGAAAUUCCAGAGCCCAGGCUAACAAUGUCAGCAAUUAACAUUGAAAAGCCAAGUGUUGACCUUAAAGGCCCAUCUAUAGACCUGGAUGUGAAGAGCAAAAGACUUGACAUUGUCACUUUACCAGAGGCCAGCGUAGAGGUCCAACUACCUAGCAUUGAACUCAAAGUGCCUUCUGGUAAAGGUGAAAUUCUUGAAGGAGUUGCUACAGAAAUUGAUGUAAAAAUGAAAAAGCCACGGAUGUCAUUUGGAUGGUUUUCAAAAUCAGAAGUGAAAGCACCGGAGGUUGAUGUCAGUCUUCCAAAGGGGGAUAUUUCUCUUCCAGAGGUAAAGGUGGAGGUCAAAGAGUCAGAGGUGGAAAUUAAAGCUCCAGAAAUUCAAGUUGAAAUGAAACAUGGAAUUGAGCUUGAGGGACAAGGAAGUAAGUUCAAACUACCUAAAUUUGGAAUCUCAUUGCCGAAGGUUAAAGGUCCUGAAUUUGACUUAAGUAUCUCAAAGACAGAUGUAGAUGUCAACUUACCAGAGAGAAGAGCAGACCAACUACCUGAUGUUGAAGUUGGAGUGUCCUCUGUUGAAGUUGAAAUACCAGAAGCAGUUUCUAAAGAUAUUGAUGUGAAAAUGAAAAAGCCCCGAAUGUCAUUCCCCAAAUUUGGAUUUUCAAAACCAGAAGUGAAAGUACCUGAGGUUGAUGUCAGUCUUCCAGAGGUGGAUAUAUCUCUUCCAGAAGAAAAGGUGGAGGUCAAAGAGCCUGAGGUGGAAAUUGAAGCUCCAGAGAUUCAAGUCGAGGUGAAAGAUACCGUAGGCUUCCCCUCAAGAUUCAAAAUGCCAACUUUAAAAUUCCCUCAAUUUGGAGCAGCUGCUCCAAACAUCACAGUAGAGGUACCUGAUGUGGACAAGGACAUCAAGGUUCAUGGAUCUGAAAUUCCAGAGCCCAGGCUGACAAUGUCAGCAAUUAACAUUGAAAAGCCAAGUGUUGACCUUAAAGGCCCAUCUAUAGAUCUGGAUGUGAAGAGCAAAAGACUUGACAUUGUCACUUUACCAGAGGCCAGUGUAGAGGUCCAACUACCUAGCAUUGAACUCAAAGUGCCUUCUGGUAAAGGUGAAAUUCCUGAAGGAGUUGCUACAGAAAUUGAUGUGAAAAUGAAAAAGCCACGGAUGACAUUUGGAUGGUUUUCAAAAUCAGAAGUGAAAGCACCGGAGGUUGAUGUCAGUCUUCCAAAGGGGGAUAUUUCUCUUCCAGAGGUAGAGGUGGAGGUCAAAGAGUCAGAGGUGGAAAUUAAAGCUCCAGAAAUUCAAGUUGAAAUGAAACAUGGAAUUGAGCUUGAGGGACAAGGAAGUAAGUUCAAACUACCAAAAUUUGGAAUCUCAUUGCCGAAGGUUAAAGGUCCUGAAUUUGACUUAAGUAUCUCAAAGACAGAUGUAGAUGUCAACUUACCAGAGAGAAGAGCAGACCUCCAACUACCUGAUGUUGAAGUAGGAGUGCCCUCUGUUGAAGUUGAAAUACCAGAAGCAGUUUCUAAAGAUAUUGAUGUGAAAAUGAAAAAGCCCCGAAUGUCUUUCCCCAAAUUUGGAUUUUCAAAACCAGAAGUGAAAGCACCUGAGGUUGAUGUCAGUCUUCCAGAGGUGGAUAUUUCUCUUCCAGAGGAAAAGGUGGAGGUCAAGGAGACUGAGGUGGAAAUUGAAGCUCCAGAGAUUCAAGCUGAGGUGAAAGAUACUGUUGGCUCCCCCUCAAGAUUCAAAAUGCCAACUUUAAAAUUCCCUCAAUUUGGAGCAGCUGCUCCAGUAGAGGUACCUGAUGUGGACAAGGACAUCAAGGUUCAUGGAUCUGAAAUGCCAGAGCCCAAGCUGACAAUGUCAGCCAUUAACAUUGAAAAGCCAAGUGUUGACCUUAAAGGCCCAUCUAUAGAUGUGGAUGUGAAGAGUAAAACACUUGAAAUUCUCACUUUACCAGAGGCCAGCGUGGAUGGCCAACCACCUAGAAUUGAACUCAAAGUGUCUUCUGGUGAAGUUGAAAUGCCUGAGGGAGAUGCUACAGAGAUGGAUGUAAAAAUGAAGAAGCCACGGAUGUCAUUUGGAUGGUUUUCAAAACCAGAAGUGAAAUCACCGGAGGUUAAUGUCAGUCUUCCAAAGGCAGACAUUUCUCUUCCAGGGGGAAAGGUGGAAGUCAAAGAGCCAGCUGUGGAAAUUAAAGCUCCAGAAAUUCAAGUUGAAAUGAAACAUGGAAUUGAGCUUCAGGGACAAGGAAGUAAGUUCAAACUACCUAAAUUUGGAAUCUUAUUGCCAAAGGUUAAAGGUCCUGAAAUUGGCUUAAGUAUCGCAAAGACAGAUGUAGACGUCGACUUACCAGAGAGAAGAGCAGCUCUCCAACUACCUGAUGUUGAAGUUGGAGUGCCCUCUGUUGAAGUUGAAAUACCAGAAGCAGUUUCUAAAGAUAUUGAUGUGAAAAUGAAAAAGCCCCGAAUGUCAUUCCCCAAAUUUGGAUUUUCAAAACCAGAAGUGAAAGCACCUGAGGUUGAUGUCAGUCUUCCAAAGGUGGACAUUUCUCUUCCAGAGGGAAAGGUGGAGGUCAAAGAGCCUGAGGUGGAAAUUGAAGCUCCAGAGAUUCAAGUUGAAAUUAAACAUGAUGUUGAACAUGAGGGACAAGGAAGAAUAUUCAAGCUACCAACAUUUGGAAUGUCAUUGCCAAAGGGUAAGGAUCCUGAGAUGGAUUUAAGUGUAUCAAAGAAAGUCAUAGAAGUCACCUUACCAGAGGCCAGCGUGGAGGUCCAACCACCUAGCGUUGAACUCAAAGUGCCUUCUGGUGAAAUUGAAAUACCCGAUGGAGCUGCUACAGGAAUUGAUGUGAAAAUGAAAAUACCACAGAUGUCAUUUGGAGGGUUUUCCAAACCAGAAGUGAAACCACCUGAGGUUGAUGUCAGUCUUCCAAAGGUGGACAUUUCGCUUCCAGAGGGAAAUGUGGAGGUCAAAGAGCCUGAGGUGGAAAUGAAAGCUCCGGAGAGUCAAGUUGAAAUGAAAUAUGAAGGUUUAUCAGUUGAUGGAAAACUAGAAACAUCAGAGAUGGGAUUCAAAAUGGCAACAUUCAAAUUCCCUAAAUCUGGUGCAACGUCAAAGGUUGUAGUCGAUGUCUCUGAUAAAGAGAAGGAUAUUAAAGUGCCUGGGGUAGAAAUUAUAGAUCAACUACUUGGAGCUUCAUUACAAAUUGAUUUACCGGAACACAGGGACACAGUUGACAUUAAAGGAUCUAGAGAAGUACAGCUACAUGAUGCUGGAUCUAAAAGGCCCUCAGUUAAAGGUGGAAUGGCAAUAGCCGAAGUGGAUGUUCAUGAAGUUGAAGUUUCAAAACUGACAAUUGAUGAUAAAGGCCAUGGCUCCCCCAGCAAAGGUCAAGGCUCACCCAGUAAAGGUCAAGACUCGCCUAGUAAAUUCAAACUUCCAACCUUCAAAAUGCCCAGAUUGAGCAUUUCAAAAUCCAAACCUGAGAAUGAACAUGAUGAUAUAAAUCCAAAUGUUAUUUUGGAGAAUUAUGAGAUUCCAGUGAAACCACAAGGACCAGAGAAAUCACCAAAGUUGACUUUGACAACAUUUGGGGAGGUAUUAAGAAGCAUUGAUGUUGAAUUUGAUGUUCCCAAAUUGGAGGAAGUGGAAGAGAAGCUCACAGGCUCAAGGGAAGAUAUAACAGCCUCAGGGAAAACCGAACUAAAUGCUCAAACCAGUGUUGAAACCCAGUCUGUGCAUAAAGAGGAAGAAGCCAAAGAAAAAUCUAAGUUUGGGUGGUUUAAGUUUCCCACAUUUGGACUAUCUUCUCCUUCAGAAUCUGCCAAGAUUUUAGAAAAAGACACUGCUGAGAAAGAAGGAAGUGAGAAAAGCCCUGACUCUGUGGAACAGGACAUCAGCUUGACCUUUUCAGUACACUCAUCGGAUGCUUUUGCAGAUAUUAGUUCAACAGUCACAAGCGAACAAUUUGGUCCUUCAUUGGCCUCUCCAACCAAAGUCACAGUGAAAUGCUCAGACCCUAUUGCCACUGAGGUACAGGGUGAUGUCAUCACCUCCACAGCAAGGACACAAUUGAUCGCCUUUGAACCCUACUUGGCAGAGAAAGUCACCAUUCCAAUGUCCUCCGGAGUUUCCUCCUCAUCAGUGGACACCCUAAAAUUGGAGUCUGGUACACAUGUCAGCACAUCCAAUAUACAAGCAAUACCAGACACACAGAAGGCCACACUCUUAACAGAUUUUGGAUUGCAGACAGGGACCGCCGGAGUUUCUUUUGCAUCUUGGUCAGUGGACGACACCAACAAAACACAGAGUGAUGGGCAAACACUUAUUGAGAGGCAUGUAGUUAGGGAAAUGUCAGGCACUGACAGGGAAACGGUUUUCAUAACCCAAAAUGUUACACAUGUGUUUGGGGCUGAGCCCAUCUCAGAUGAAACAGCCUCAUCUAUCAAACAGAUGAAAGACACUACGCAGUCUGAGAAAAAUGACAUUUUUUGAUGGGGCUGAAUUGGAGUGACUGGGAGGAAUACAGUAUGAUAAAUCCCUCCAUUGAGGAGUAAUAUCAGUCAUAUUAUUAUUGUGCUCUUAUUAAUUGUGCUUUAAUUUAUGACCAAGAUUUAAUAUAUACAGUUCAAUGUUUUGAGUGUGUACUUAGUACACUAUAUAAGUACACAAAUUGGCAUACAAGCCCAUGAUACAGGUAGCGAUGUAAAAGCCAACUUUGUCACUUCAAUGUAAUUACUACCACUGAGACCAGGUCAAUUCCACAGUAACAGAGUGACAGCAGCUAGGUUUCCAUCCAAUUGGCGACAGAUUUUCAUGUGAAUAUUCAAAAAUCUGCAUAAAUAAAAUAUGUAAUUUUCAAAAUACAUAAAUCAUCCCUGUAUGAUGCAAUUUGCAGCAUACAGGGAUGAUUUCUAUAUUUUGAAAGUUAGAUAUUUUGAAAACUUGAUUGCUUACAAGCAAAACAUUUUGGGACUAUGUCAACAAUGAACUAAUGAAACAAAUACCAAAAGAUCGUUUCUGGGUGGAAUUUUUCUUUAAGUUUAUGCAUUAACUCAGAAUUAUUCAAGUUAGGCAUUAACUCCAUCAAGGUAAAGGUUAAGGAUUGGGACAGGCAUAAAACCAAAAUAUCAAAAACAACUUUAUUUCGCUGGAUUCAAACAUGCAACCUUUGGCAGAUGCUUUAUACAUCAUCUCCCAACUUCCUCAGACAUAAACGGUCAUCCAAUACUGACAUCUAUCGGGUGACUUGCCUCUUCCAAAGUCAUAGUGGGUGGACCACACAAUAGCAUUCAGCCUGGUCUCAUAGACUAGACGUAACAUAGUAAACGCAAUUACGGGAUACAAAUUAGUUUGGUAUGGUUACAUAAGACAGAAGGUUACAUAAAGCAAAAACGAAUGUAAGGUGGCUGGUCGGGGUGGGUGUAUAACGGGAAAGUCUAGCAACCGAAAGGUUGUCUGUUUGAAUCUUAUCAUGGACAACGUUUGCAUUUUAGCUAAUUAUCAGCAUUGCAACUACUUACUACUUUUGAGCUACUUUGCUACUACUUAGCAUGUUAACUAACCCUUCCCUAACCUUAACCUUAACCCUUUAACCUAACUCCUAACCAUAACCCUUAAUCCCUAACCCCUAGUCUAGCUAACAUUAGCCACCUAGCUAACGUUAGCGUUAACCACCUAGCCACCUAGCUAACAUUAGCCACAACAAAUUGGAAUUCUUAACAUAUCAUACCUUUUGCAAAUUCAUAACAUAUUGUAUGAUAUGUAUCGGAUAUACAUUUACUAUGGUAGGUCUACCCCUGAGUUCAGGUUGCAGCAUCAUGUGACUCCAAUUGACUUCAAUAUGAUGGUUUUUAUAUACAGUAAAUAUUUGCACAUAAAAGCCACCAUUUCUCGCAUAAUUAAUUUUACCGACACAAAAAGAUCCCACCUGGUCUAGCUUAUUUCGUUUUGUCCAAAAAAUAAGUUUACUGACAAAUUUGCUGUUUCCAUCAGGCCUGUUGUGAAAAAAAAUUAUCUGACGUAGGCUACUUUCUUCGCAUAAAAUCUGAACAUUUUACAAAAAUACAUUUACUUGAAGAACAGUACAAAUGCAAAGUUUUAUAACAGAAUGAGAGUUUGUGCCUCAUUCUGUUACCAGCAUUUUCGGUGGUUGUUUCCUGGUUUGCAAUUUUUUUUUAUAGUUUGCCUAAUUUCAGUUUUUGUGACAAAACAAGCAUGUACAGUGUGAAAUAUAUUUCCAUAACUAAAAAUAGAGCAUUUUCAGCUGUUUGAGGCUGGUGUACAAAACUGGAAGUAUAAGACGCAAAAACGAAACGUAAGAACUGGAAGCAUAGAAAUAGCGCACAUACAACAGAUCUACCACUUCUUGCUUUCAAAGAAAAGGACAGAUCUAUAACUCACAUUUCAAUGUGAAUUUGGUCCCGUUGCCCAAAAAGUUACAUAAUGCAGCUUUAAAAGUAGUCGUUGUGCAUAGAGUUGUAUGGUUUGUUUAACUUUGCAAUCAUUGAUUUUGGUUUGACAUACAUUUUAAAGUAAAAUAUCUGAGUCUCAGUGUCACUCUGUUACCAUGGAAUUGCACACCACUGAGACCAUUGCUGUUUUUAGACAUCUCUGCAAAUUGUUAUGCUGUACAUAUAAUGAAGAGGAACUUGUUAAUCCACUGCCAUAUGCAUUUAUGAAUGACCUCUGAUGUCUGCUCUUUAUUCGACUUCUGGGCAGCCAUAUAUAAGAUAUAAGGUAUAAAUGAUUAUGAGUCUGAAAAAAUUAAUACGUAAUGAUAUACAUACAAACCAUGCAACAUUAAUAGAACAAAAACAGAACACAUAUAAGGAACUAUUCAAAUCUGUACACUUAAUACCAUGAAAUACAUGUUGCUAAAAUUGAAUGCUUGUAAUCACAGUAAAAAGCUGAAAAUAUAUAUUGAUGCAACUAUAUUUUGAUUAUAAUGAUGUCUAGAUUUGAUUUGCCAUAAUGUAAAAGUAAUUUAAAAAAAAAUCUGAAUUUGUGCAAAGUAGAAACAUUUUAACGCCUAUGUAAAUAGUUGAUUUAUUCAUUUAUAUUGCUGAGUUACUUUGAUUGUUGCUCUUAUUCUGCACUGAUGUAGUCAAUGUAUUUGCAAAACUAUACAUAAUAAAUCUUCUAAAAUAUUAA
Molecule: messenger RNA, 14047 nt
Organism: Salmo salar (Atlantic salmon)
Lineage: Eukaryota; Metazoa; Chordata; Actinopteri; Salmoniformes; Salmonidae
Biological process (GO): regulation of RNA splicing
Cellular component (GO): cytoplasm; costamere; nucleus
Molecular function (GO): protein binding
Source: RefSeq, a predicted model, not a curated record